AUGGCCGGCUUCACUCUCAUCUUCACCCCCACCACCGCCGUCUACGGACGCUCUGGCUACAACAAGGACGGCGACGACGAGGAGAACGACCGCGGCCGCUCUGGAUACAACAAGGAUGGCGACGACGACGACGAGUCUCAGAACAAGGGCCGCUCCGGCUACAACAAGGACGGUGACGACGAGGAGGACAAAUAA
Molecule: messenger RNA, 195 nt
Organism: Colletotrichum spaethianum
Lineage: Eukaryota; Fungi; Ascomycota; Sordariomycetes; Glomerellales; Glomerellaceae
Exons: 1
Coding region: 1-195 (64 amino acids)
Source: RefSeq, a predicted model, not a curated record